This is a messenger RNA of Lasiosphaeria miniovina, 471 nucleotides long. RefSeq lists its product as uncharacterized. The transcript has 3 exons. Lineage: Eukaryota; Fungi; Ascomycota; Sordariomycetes; Sordariales; Lasiosphaeriaceae. The record is from RefSeq and is a predicted model, not a curated record. Bases 1 to 471 code for a protein of 156 amino acids.
AUGGAUCAAAAGCCUGGCAUUAUCAGGCUUGCUACGGAACCCGAAGCCUGCGCGCACUACACGAUGCGAGCGGAAGGAAUGGCUGGCCUGACACAGAUAAGCGCCAUGGAGGACCUCACGUUGUGUACACUUCGGGCGAGCGGGAGUAUGCUGGAAAGCUUCCAGAUUAUCAAGCAUUUGUUCGCCGGCCAAUCAAAACCCGGCGAACAGGCCCCCGACACCUACAUUGACCUUCCCGAGCUCCCGAACGGGGUCCAGUGGCCGGAUGACGAGAAUUGCGACAUAUUUCAAGGCCAAUUCCGGAUCGCUGCACCUGGAGGGAUGACGGCGCUAGUGCAGAGGAUGUUCCACACCAACAUGGAGCUAGUCAGCGAGCAGAGCGCCUACAACGUGACGAGAGAGGCCAGAGAGCAGCUAGAGCGGAAGAGCGACGCGAUCCUGGCCAAGAUCAAAAGCACCAUCUACAGCUAG